AUGUAUAAUGAGCAAACUGAGCUCACCCGACUCAGUGCGUCCAGCACAGCGCCUAUAGAGACAUUGAGAGAGUUAUCUGAGAAACUGUACAGGCAACCAGCACCAUGUGCUUCAGGAGUUUUACCCCUGAAAAACCUUCCAGUGAAAAGCAUAACUGUUGGACCAAAUCAUGCAGCUUUUCUUCUUGAGGAUGGUCGUGUAUGUCGUAUGGGAUUCUCAAUCAACCCUGAGAAAGUCGACAGUGGUCCAACUAAGAAUGAAAGCUCCAAAAGCAGCAAGAAGAGCUGGGCCUCCUCUGCUCAGUUAUCUUCCGCUCGUUCUUCAUCAUCAUCAUCAUCGUCGAGGCCUACUAAUCCUCUUAACCCUUGGCUCAUCAAUGCCGAUGAACCUUCUGGAGUUUCGUCUAGUAAAUGGUCCUCUAAUUGCCGUACCCCAUCCAAUCGCACAACAUCAAACAACAACUCCAGUGCUUCCCGUAAUCGAGGGCGUGUCAUCCGUGCUCACUCUCGAGGUCGUGGUGGGGUGAUAGUGGGUACCAGGCCAGUUGUCCCAGCAUCUGUUGUCCCUGAAGAACUGGUGUCCCAGGCACAGGUAGUCCUACAGGGCAAGAGCAGGUCGGUCAUCAUCAGGGAGCUCCAAAGGACUAACCUGGAUGUCAACCUGGCAGUCAACAACCUGUUGAGCCGUGAUGAUGAAGAUGGUGAAGAUCCUGAGGAGAAUGACACCUAUCUGUCUGGUGGUGAUGACCUUGUCUCACUCUUGGAUGGUGGUAUCCACUCGGAUCAUCCAAGCGUCAUCAUUGAUGCUGACGCCAUGUUCUCGGAGGAGUUCUUGGGCCUACCGCCAUCGAGGUCCAGAGCUAGAGGCUCCAGCAGUAGAGAUCGUGAUCGUGAUGCUGAGCGAGAUCCACUGCUGCGUAGCCGGGAGCGGCGCUGGCCCGAGAUUGUACUCCGAGACACUGGAUCAGGAGCUAGUAACAUGAAGGCUGGUAGCUCUGAGGCAGCAGGAACAUCAGAUAGCAGACGUGGGGGAGCUGCAGGGCACAGCCAGAACCCUGUGGUUAUUGGAGAGGAUCUAGAAUGGUGGUCAGAAAAGGGUGAAGAAACACCUCGAUUUGUAAGCAUUGGUGCCAUGUAUUCUGAGCUGAUAGCUGUGGGUCAGAAUGGCCUUAUGUACCAAUGGAAGUGGUCGGAUCCAGAACCAUACAAGAAUCCAGAGAACACUGGAGUACAUCAUCCUAAGGUUCCAUUCCUGGGUCUGGUAGGGGAGAAGAUUUCCCAGAUAGCCACCUGCUUUGAGAAAUCAGCAAUCCUGACCGAGUCUGGAAAGGUUGCAACUAUGAUUGAUGAGACCCUAUCACCUAUUGCAUCUAGACUUGAACAUCCAGCCACUGUGUAUCAAGAGUUUGCUUGUGACAAAAUUGUUUCCAUCCAUACCUGUGCUUUAUACACCUGCACCUGGAUGGAAUCUGGACACAUCUUCUGGUGGGGUGUGCUCCCGUUAGCACUGAGGAGUAAGGUCUUGGAGAAGGCUAGAGAUAGAGCCAGAGCGAAGAAACGUGAAGCUAUGGCAUCAGCUUUAUUAACUGCUGGAACACAGGUUUGUUUACGUAGUUGCCCCAUGUACCAUUGUGGUGCAUUGGCCUUCAACGUGAAGAGUGCCCCACCGCGCGUUGGUCAGUUGAUGGACACUGCCUGGCACCUGACCGACACCUGCAGGUUCCGUAUACGUCGUUCUUCCCUGGACCUGAGUGACGCUGCCACCACCGGUGGAUCUUCUACUAGUGGCGCUUCCACCCUAGCUGGCCUCCCUCAGGCAAGCCGAGAUACCAAGGAUGAGACAAAGGGAGAUGGGGGUAAAGCUGAUGCUCGAGGGGAUGCUAAGACUGAUGCCAAUAGGUUAGACGUGAAGCAAGAAAUGGGACCGCCGCCUUCACCUGCUUCUACUAGCAGUGAUGUAUCCAUCGUGUCAAGUCCUGCAGCUCAUAGGAGAGGGUCAAAGCGCCCUUUGUCAUCUCCAGCUAGAGAGGUAGAGAAGAAUGAUAUAGAGGUUUGGGCUCUGACCGAUGUUGUGUUUGUAGAGGAUAUACGCUCUGCUCCUAUUGGAAAGGUGUUGAAGGUUGACGGUGCUUAUGCUGCGGUCAAGUUUCCCUCUCUAGAUUCUAGUGCUGAGUCUUCAGGGGAUGUUGAUUCCUUCCUACAAGACUGUAGACUGCUUCGCAAGGAUGAACUCCAGAUUGUCAAGCAGGGCUCGGGUCCAAAGGUGCCAGAUUGUUUCCAGAGAACUCCAAAGAAACUCAACGUCCCUUCAAAUGGACAAAUUCUAGCUGUGUCCGUUGAUUUCAGAGGUGUGCAUGUCUUGGUCAAGGUGAGAUCUGAGCUCUUGUACCAGCUGUAUGAGCUGUGCUCCAGUCGCCCUACGACGGAGAGCCCCUUCCCUACCGAUACCAAUGCUUUCAUGGGAAAGAGCAUUGAUAAUAUACGACUGCACAACCCGGGCAAGGACUCUGUAACCUUACUCCAAGAUGGGAACAACACCUUGUAUCCGUUGGCUAAGACGGCUACUGUGACGAUCAGGGAUCCUAACUGGGUCGACCUUCCACCCAUCCGUAGCCUGAGCAUGGGCGUGCAUCAUCUCCCUCACCCCGGGCAGUCUACGAACAUCAAGAGUAAAGCAGCUAUCAUGGUCAUGGCUAUAGAGAACCAGCUGUUGAUGCCCCAUGUACUGAGGUGUGAUUAUGAAGCAGUCUCUCAUUUCCUUAGCAAUCUUCAGUUAGAACCAAUUCCUGCGAUCAAGGAGCAGAAGCUACAGCAUCUUGUUGAGGAGAGGUGUGAUGGAGGGAGAAACAUCUUCCAUGCCUGUGUCAGUCUAUGCAGACCACUCUCAAAUCAGACCAACAACUCAUCAACGGAAUCCAGCAGUCUGGCUACUUUGACCUCUGAAGUGAGCAGCCGUGCUAAGAUGUUGUGUAAUGCCCUCCACACUCUGAGCAACGCAAUAGCGGGAGCAGCUAUGGCUUCUGGUAGUGGUCCCAGUUCACAUGGAAUUGGUAUGCGUGAUGCAAUGAGUCGAGGUGGUAGCAGCAGCUCUGCCCAACCGGCUGGUCCUAGUGGUAUACCUGGUGACGACGGGAGAGAGUCUGCUUCAUCCCCACUCCCAACAGCACCAAUACCUACACUUAGCUGGCCCCCAGAACCAUCAGGACUGUAUAUGGACCAAGAUGAGGAUAACCUGAGCCUGGGAAGCACCUCGGCAACGGUCGGCGGGUCUUCCAGCUCCCUGGCUAGCAACCCGCCCUCCUUAGCAACCAGUAUGUCUUACACCCAAGCUGUAGCCCUGACACCAGAGGAGCGUAGAAGCAACGCCCAUAGCAUCUUACGUCUGCUCUGUGAGGCAGCUGCUCUCACUGAAAGGCUACCUGACUUCUUGUCUGCAAAGGACUCCCAUGGCAAUACCCCUUUCAUGUCGGCUGUCAAGAUCCGAGCUUACUCCGUAGCCCUGACCAUUUUCGAUACCACCGAGAACCUGGCGUCCCGCCGACGCCCCCUCGCUCGCACUCAGCCUGGCAGCCAGGGUGGGGGAGGGAGCCAGAAGAGGGAAGAGCAGCCAGCCAGUUUCAACAAGGAGCUGUUUGAAUCAAUGGUGUUCCCCCCUGGUAGCCACCCGGAUUCCUCCCCUCUCUAUGUGCUCUGCCAUAAUGAUACGUGUAGCUUCACAUGGACAGGGACAGAGCAUAUCAAUCAGGACAUCUUUGAGUGUAGGACAUGUGGUCUCCUAGGACCACUCUGCUGCUGUACAGAAUGUGCCAGGAUCUGCCACAAAGGACACGACUGCAAAUUGAAGCGUACGUCCCCUACGGCAUACUGUGAUUGUUGGGAGAAGUGUGAAUGUAAAGCUCUUAUUGCAGGACAGAUCUUCACACGUAUGGAGCUUCUUGACAGGCUUAUCAAUGAAACCAACUUGGUUACUAUACCAAACAGCAGAGGGGAUCACAUUCUGCUAUUCUUGGCUCAAACCGUGGCACGUCAGACGGUAGAACAGAGACAGUACCGCCAGUCCAGGAGCAGACUCUCUCGUAAGAAUGAAUCGGACAUUGAUAUGCCUGAUCAUAACCUGGAGCCACCACGAUUCUGUCGUCAUGCCCUUGAGAGUAUCCUGCAGGAAUGGCAAGCUGUUAGUGCUAUGAUACUCAAUGGAUGUCAAGAUAAGAAAAAGGAUUGUGGCGGGGGCAUUGGUCACACCCCUAUACCGGAGGACCAGGUGUAUCUAAUGCGUCAAUCUGGUACUGUCAAGUUGGACUGGUUUACCCAUAUGCUCAUUGUCAAGUGUACUUCUUCUGAUCUCGACACCCUACUGACAACUUUGAUUCGCCGUCUCCGCCAUGCUCAAUCUGCCACCAGUAAGGCCGAGGCAGCGGAGGUAGCCCGUAGGUUCAUCCGAUCCGUUGCUAGAGUCUUUGUUGUUCUCAGUAUUGAGAUGACCCCUGGCAAAAAGCUGUCUGAGCCAGUGCAGCGUUGCAAGCGAGUGUUUCAGGCAUUGAUCCACCAGUCCAUCACAGAGCUGUGUGAGAUAGGAGAUUCAUUGAUAGCACCUGUUAGGAUGGGGGUAGCUAGACCCUCCUCACCGUUCCCUCUCUUCAACAGCCAUGCUGAUGCUAUCCAGGGAAGUGAAGAACUGUUCUUUACGGAGCCACUACCCAUGAGGUCUGCUUCCAGCAACCAGUCUAGUUCAAGCCACACCCAUCACCACGCUCCUUCUCUGCGGACACACCCACACCGUAUAACCCGUAAUCGUACCAUCGAUGAAGAUGAUCAAGACAUGGAGGUCGGAGAAGGCGAAGAGAUUGACAUGGUUGAAGGAGACAUUGUGGUUGUAUCCAGUGAUGUACGUGAAAGGGAUUCCGGCAGUGCCCCGCCCAGAGACCCUAGGGAACAACCAAGUCAAGACGAUCAACAAGAAGAUGAUGCUGGUAAUGAGAGUGACAUGGACCUCGACCUUCUAGCAGAGAGUGACUAUGAUAGUGAGAGUAACCAUAGCAACCAAGAUCACGAAAGCAGCGCACAGGACUCCAGCCGUCGAGGUGGCGUCAAUGCUCCUAAUGCUGGAUCCGAUGCUGGUGGUGGUCUAGCAUCACUAUUCUUCUCUGAAGAUGAAUCAUCAUCCAAUGCCGAUGAAGCCGAAGAGGAAGAAGAGGAGGACAGCGAUAAUGAAUUCAAUGAGAUAGAAGAAGAGACUGUCGAUCAGGCGUUCAACGAAGACUUGCUGGAGAGACCGGCUACAGCUAGUGCAAGUGGAUCUCAGAACAUUGAAGGAAACAGAUCUAGCCAGCCACCACACCCUCUCCAGUGGGCUUUCCGCAAUCAACAGCCUCUGUCAUCAAAUAACUCCAGGACUAGUGGCUCUGGAGUGGUCAAUGAGGUGCUAGGAUCUGCCAGUAGCGCUCCUCCUGUUGUACCCACAGGUCUCAUUUACAUCGACCCCUCCAACUUGAGACGAACGACCAUCUCCACGGCAGCAAACCCCACUCCACCUACCACCAACACGACUGAGACUGCUCCAACCACCACAGCAAGUCGACUAGCGAGGGCAUUUGGCAUCGUGCUCCGACAGGUGUCUGAUCUAAUGACCUCCUUACCCAACUACAAGGCUCCUGAACCACUUACGGAAACACUCGAGAUUACCGCUGAUAAUGCCAAAGAGUUGCAGAAUUAUGUGCAGUGCAGUCUGAAGCCCACAUGGGACUGGCUGGUGUGUGUGAUGAACAGUACAGAGGCUCAGCUACGAUACGGCAAGGCAUUGAUGGGAGCUACUGAUCCUUCGCACCCAUCCCAUCCAAUGCGCAGUCAGUACAUGCGGACCUUGAGGGGAGCAGCCCGCGAUGCAGCAGCCAGGGAAGAGACGGCCUACCAGCACUCCUUGGAGAGCAGAAGACGAGGAACCCACAACAACACAGAGGAACACGGCUCCAUGAUGGACUACUUGACCUAUGUGCUAUCACUCAUGAGAUCGCAUAACAGCGAACACUUGGGAUCACUCCCAAUGCUGGACAUUGCUGCCAUGAAGCACAUUGCCUAUGUUCUGGACUCCUGCAUCUACUUCUUGCGUUGCUUUGAGCGCGAGCCACUCUCUGAACCCUCUCAGGCAUCCUCAAGCAAGCGUUCCUGGUGCUUCUCCCAGGACGUUGAUGGAGGCGAAACCAGCGAUUCCAACAUGGAUGUUGACGGGGCAGAGGAAGAUCGGUUGGCAACGUCAGGUCGCAAACAUCCAUUCUUUGUUCGAUCGGAUUCAACCACCUUCCUAGGUUGCCCACCACCUGAUCCAAUAGAGACCCCUCUCUCAGAAGCCCUACCCCUGGCUGAUAGACCUCACCUACUGCAGCCAAGUGCCACCAAAGAACAGCUCUUCGGAAUGCCUCAGAAUCCAGUCCUUCCUACAGACUCUGAAGUAGCUUUAGGCCACAACCAAUCGGUGACAGUACACCAAUCUUUCUUGGAGAUCCUACCCACACAGAUGAGUGUGUCCCAGCGUCAGGUCUUGGGUCAGCCAGGCAUGGAUGAUGACCAAGAAGAGGAAGAAGAUGAAGAAGAUGGGAUAGAAGAAAGUGAGGAUGGAGCUGCAGCUGGACCGUCCACUCUGCCAUCCGAUGGGCCACCAGCCCCUCAGGCUCAAGGUGAAGGGGAGAGAACAGAGACUCAAGAAUCCUCCUCGGUAACAUCAGGUGCAGUUUCAGCAGCCACAGGAUCAACACUACCUGUAAGCCAGAGCUUAGGAGAAAGCAGUGACCUGUAUCAGCCAUCAGGACCAUCAUUUUCAUCAAGCAGCUUCUCUGGUCAACCGUCGGAUUACAGUCAAUCCAGUGCCGCAUCGGCAAGUGCUGCAUCAGCAGCAAAGCCCAUCUCCCAAGAUCAGCCUAGGAACUUGAGUGGAGUGAUCCAGGGUUCUUCUGCUCAAGGAAGUCCUGGACCGUCACAUGGAAGUGAAAGUGAAGGUGGUGACUCUGUGCCAAGUGCUUUAGAUGUUGCAGGAAGCAGUAGCAGCCAGGCAUCCUCAGCAGGACCUUCUGGUGUUACCACUGCAGGAGGUGCUUCUGCAACAGUUGUAAGCGUGAUUCGUACUACUGGAUCAGUAGAUAAAUCUGCAGGAGAUCCUCAAGCUCAUAGCUCAGGAAGUAGAGAACCAUUGGUCAAUCAGCCAGGGCCAGUAAGGGUGUCUGAGAUACCUCUUCCUCCAGACCCUGUAAGGGACAGCAGUGAUGAAUUCUCUGGUGCUAGUAGGAAUGUUAGUUUGGGUGCUCUCUUCCAUGUUGGAGGAGAAGAAUCCGUACAAGCUAGUCCAAUGAACCUAUCUGAAUCUGCCCAUAGUGGACAGGCUGCAGAACCUUCGGCUUUAGAGUUGUCCAAUCAUGAGACCGGUGAAAGGAGUCGUCCGACAUCAGCUACAAGAGACCUUGAUGGAGCCGAUCCUGAAGAUGGAGGAAGAAGGAAAUCUUCAGGAAGAGGAGGUCCAACAACAAUCACUGUUGACAGAGCUGAUAUACAACCUGUUAGCGACAUUGAUCAAGUCAUUAGACUCACAAGGCCGCUGUCUCCGCUGCUGUCAGCGGACAUGUUACUUGGUAGAUGGCGUCUGUGUCUCGAGCUCUUUGGCCACGUCUUCCUCGAGGAUGUUGGGGCUGAGCCAGGGUCUGUCCUCAGUGAGCUAGGAGGGUUUGAAGUCAAGGAAUCUCGCUUCAGAAGGGAGAUGGAGAAACUCCGCAACAACCACACAUCCAAGGAUCUCACGUUAGAGGUGGAGCGCUCUCGUGACCUGCUUAUACAGCAGACCAUGCGCCAGCUGAACACUCACUUCAACCGCAGGAGCAGUAGCAACCUUGCUGGCCUGCCACUUGCUGUACACCGGGUGAAGGUGACCUUCAAGGAUGAACCAGGUGAAGGUAGUGGGGUAGCAAGGAGUUUCUAUACAGCCAUUGCAGAAGCUCUGAUGUCUCAGGAAAGAUUACCCAAUCUAGAUGAUUGCCAGGGCUCCAACAAGGGACCGCAAUACAGUCUAAUCCAGAGGCUUCGAAGCAGGGAGAGGGAGAGGGAACGUCAGCGCCGCUCUGAACUGCGGACAGGCAGUGGACGAAUGGCCCAGAGUUUGGACCGUGAUAGGAACACCCUGUCCUAUGAUGCAAGGCCAUUCUACCCUCGGGAUAGUGCCAAUUCUGAUGACCGCAGUGCUGACUAUGAGCCGCUUCCACCAUCCAAGCAGGCUCUAGGUGAAAGGCUUUUCCCAAGGGUUUAUGCUCUACAACCAUCCUUGGCCAGUAUGAUCACAGGGAUGCUAUUGGAGCUACCACCGGCUAGACUGCUACUGUUACUUGCCAGCGAGGAAUCUCUCAGGGAACGGGUGGAGGAAGCUGUCGAUAUCAUUCUCUCUCGUGGAAGCCGGGACGACCCUACAGACAGCAGCCGUCUAGACCUUGACAUCUUUGGUCUUGGAGAGAGAGAGAAGAGCAAGAAUGAGAGCAGCGGAUCAACAUCUUCGGCCAUGGCGAUAGAGACAGAGGACUGUGACGAUGCCGAUCGUGAUGGUGAGGCAUUGUUCUUUCAGCCCGGCAAGAGGGGUUUCUACUCCCCAAGACCGGGCAAGAACUCUGGGGAGAGACUCAAUGUCUUCAGAAAUGUCGGCAGGAUAUUGGGCUUCUGCUUGCUUCAAAACGAGCUGUGUCCCUUGACCCUCAACCGACAUGUCAUCAAGUUUCUCCUUGGAAGAAAGAUUGGUUGGCAUGACCUGGCUUUCUUUGACUCAACCCUCUAUGAGGGUCUACGCCAGCUACUCCUGGAUGCAGAACGAGGUCACGCUGCAAGCAUCGCUGCCAUGGAGCUGACAUUCUCCAUCCAGCUGAGUAAGGAGGAAGGAGGUCAGACGGUCGAUCUUAUCCCAGGAGGGAGCAGGGUCAGCGUCAAUACGGACAACAUCUUCGAGUAUGUCAGGCAUUACGCAGAGUACAAGAUGGUAACUGUGGCUCACAAGUGUCUCACGUCUAUGAGGCAAGGACUGUUUGAUGUCUUGCCACGUAAUUCAAUGGAUGGCCUCACUGCUGAGGACUUCCGGUUACUGGUCAAUGGAUGCGGCCAAGUCAACGUCCAGAUGUUGAUCAGCUACACUACAUUCAAUGAUGAGACAGGCAAGCUAGGUGAUGGUCACAGUAAUGAAGGCAAUGACAAGCUGUCUACCUUCAAACUAUGGUUCUGGAGUAUUGUAGAAAAGAUGUCAACUCAACAAAAACAAGAUUUGGUGUAUUUUUGGACCUCCAGCCCCAGUCUACCAGCUAGCGCAGAAGGUUUCCAGCCCCUCCCUACCAUCACAGUACGCCCACCCGAUGAUAACCACCUCCCAACCGCCAACACCUGCAUCAGCCGUCUGUACAUCCCACUCUACAGCUCAAAGGCUAUCCUCAAGAAGAAGCUGUUACUUGCUAUUAAGACCAAGGCCUUUGGUUUCGUCUAGAUCCUUAAGGAUGCCCUAUGCUGUGAAGUCUCCCUUUGAAUAAUCAGAGCCUUGCUCUUAGAGCCUUUGAUUUUUGCCUUUAUGAACCCAAAGAAGCUGUUAUUUGCUUUCAAAACCAAGGUGUUUGGUUUUGUUUAGGAUGCCUACAUUUUGAAGUCACCCUUUGGAUAAUCAGAGCCUUGCUCUUGAAGCAUUUGAUUUUGGUCUUAUGAAACUGAAGAAACUGAUACUUGCUAUCAGGAUCAUUGCGUUUGGUUUCGUCUAGAUCCUGUGGGAUGCCUUAUGAUGUGAAGUCGCCCUUUGAAUACUCAGAGCCUUGCUCUGGAAGCAUUUGAUUUUAGUCUUAUGAAAACCUGAAGAAGUAGUCACUUGCUAUCAGGACAGAGGCCUUUUUGGUUUUGUGUAGAUCCUUUAAGAUAGCCUAUGCUAGGAAGCUCAGAGAUACGCUCUUGAAGCAUUUGAUUUUAGUCUAAUAAAUUUAUGAACCUGCAGGAGAAGCUUUUAAUUGCUAACAAAAUCCAGGGCUAGUGACAUUGUGACGACCUGUAAGGUGUCUGAGGUUGUUUAAUGGCUCUUUGAACAACCGUAGCCCUCCUUUACCAGCAUUAUGACCGUCUUAUUCCAUCAUAAUCUGUCUGCUUCUACAAAGCCCUGGAGGAAAGGACUCAUCUAGACCAAUGCCAGACAUGCUGUCUCAUGCCUUAGGUGUUAGGGACUUGUGCUCAUCCCCCAAAUAUCUUUCUCAUACCUGUAUCACAGCCUAACCUCAUAUAUACAUUAUACACAAUCCUGGUGAUCUCUCAUGCCUAGUUACGAUUCCAUGCCUAAUACCUUUACGCAUCAAUGGUCUUUGAACUCAGCAUGUCUGCAGUGCGAGCAAUGUGCCUAGAUCUUUAAGUACCAUCUUUACUCUGACAUAUAUAUAUAUAUUACCCCAUCAGAAGCCUAGCUAUUUUGGUUUGUCAAAAUUGUUCUUUAAGAAAGUGAUGCUACGCCUACUAUUCCUAAGAGGCUGAUUGAGAUUCAGUUAUCAAGAACAAGAUCUAAAUUGCUUAUCUAUUUUCUGCUAGCCUAUGUAAACCAUUUUAGAAAAAUCUGUCAGGCCCAUUACUGGCAUGAGUGUAGUCCUGAGAUAGUGGUCUGAUUCUUUCCUCAAAAACACAGAUGUCAUGAAUAUUCCCUUCGGUAAGCAUCGGACGUGGGCAUUUUAUCUUGCCUCUUGCUUCCGGCUCUUGUACUGACCAAGAAUGCUACAUGUAUUGUACACUUGUUCAGGAUUACCGUAGGAGAGCAUCGUUCAAGAUGAAUUUGAGGAUGAAGAUGCAUUGGUGAUGAAUUACUGAGAGCAAUGAGAACAAUCCUCGACUUCAUGGCAUGUCCUAUGCUUCAUCCGGUUUUUAGUUCUAAAACUCCUGACUACUGAAUUUUUAAAUUCACAUAGGCUACAUGUACGUACAGGGACUUCCCUGUUUCAAUAGCCAAUGGGUUGAUACUGUAUGCUAGUCAAUAACAUCUUUAGACCGGCAUGUCAAUAACAUCUUUAGAUUGAAAUUUCUUCAGUAAGAACAUCGCAACUUCAUGCUGAUGAGGAUGAAGAUGCUGGUGUGAAUGAACAUUGAUUGGUUCCAACUAACACCUGUACAUGAACCAUUAUUGCCACUAGUGUCAUGGCUUUCGGCGCACCAAGCCAAUCUGCAGCCUUGCUCCAGUUGGGGAAUUUACCUUUACAAGUUCAUCUGAUCCCUAUGCAUGCAUGGGGUAUCUUUGGGAUACCCCAUUUCAUUGAUUCAGUAUUCAAAUUCAACUCGAGAUUCAGUUCAUCCAUUGUGCAAGGUUGAUAUGCUAUCGCUAAUCUAGCAAUGAGUGUGAGUGUGCUCUGCGGAAUGUACUACAGAAGAAAGUGAAAGCGUGUGUCCUCGUAAACUUUGUUCUUUGAUAUGGAGUACUGUUCAUGCAUCAAAAUUAGAUGGUGUAGCAAAGCAAGAUAGAUGAACAUGAGCUUGGAAGUGUAGUUUGGGAAGGAUGGUGGGGUAGAAAUCUGUGGAUGAUCAAAAGAGGACACUGACAAGUAGAGCUAGAGUUGAAGGAAAUUUACAAUGUUUUGUCUUUGAGUUAAGAUGCAGUAGAAAUUGUUGAAUAUUACAAAGAUGCAAAAUAACUUGAGUCAUGUAGACAAGAUGUCUGUAUCUCGUAUGGUUCUGAAUUACCUUGUUUUUUUUUUUAAAUAUAUUUUAAAUGGCACUGAUUUUUGUUGUGCUUAUUUUAUGUAAUGAGCGGACAGCUCAAAAUUAUGUUUUCUUUUAUUUUUUUAUUUUUAUUUCAAUCCAGGACCCCUUUGCAUUAAAUUGAAGUUACUAUUAGUGUAACUAUGCCAUCCAGUGGUCUCCUUCAUCCUUCAUUUUGAUUGUCUGCUGGGUAUUGUAACCAUGGUAGUUAACGUUGGAUGAUAUUUACGGUAGUAGUAAUUUUUAUACAAUGGAGCCUAGACCUUCCUUGAUGAGGUAAUUGUAAAAUUGGACAGACAUUAAAAAGCUUUGAUCAGCAUUACUAUCAAAUAUGUAUCAGAUUCAAGUCAUUUUGAUCCCAGCAGGAAUUCAGAGUGACCAGUAUGAUGCAAAUAUGGAAAUAUGUAACAAGUAUAAUUUGAAUAUACCGGUAUUGAUAAUGUAGGAAUGGCCCAGAUAACCAAAAAUACUAUCCCUGUGUGUUAAUUCCAUAUAUGUGAUUGCGAGCAAUUUGCAUACAUGUAGUUGGUGUUAGAGAGGACAUGUUACGGAUCUGUUGAUAUUUGAUUAUGAUUAGCGAGAUUGUGCAAGAUUCGUUGGUAUUAAAAAGUAAUAAUAAUGUACUGUGAAAUCAUUCAUGUGUGAGCAUGUGUUUGUGCUUGUCUGGGCCAAUGAUAUGUAAGACUUGAUUGGCAAGUGUAACAAUAUUUCAAAUCAUGGAAAGUUUGUUUUGCUCCAAAUGUCUCUUAAUUUUCUUUACAUGUUUUUAAUGUAUGGCCAGUUUGAGCUUUUAUAUACAAAUUUCUUUUCUCCCGCAAGCUGUGUACCAUACUUUUUAUUUUCCACUGCACUCCUACAUUCUGCAGUAUAGUGACAAAGAAAGAAAGAAAUUUGAUGUUUUAUUUAAAACUGCAUUUCAUGUCAGAAAAAAAGAAUAUGUUGUAAAAAAAAAGUGCUGUAGUAAGAGUAGAUAGACUAGAACUAAGUAGUUUAGAUUUGAUGCAGAGUUGAUGUAGCCACUGUCAAGAUUAAGAAAGAUUCAAUGGAACAGAUUAAAGGCAACUUUAACACCUCAAAAA
Molecule: messenger RNA, 12796 nt
Organism: Lytechinus pictus (painted urchin)
Lineage: Eukaryota; Metazoa; Echinodermata; Echinoidea; Temnopleuroida; Toxopneustidae
Product: E3 ubiquitin-protein ligase UBR5-like
Exons: 50
Coding region: 1-9492 (3163 amino acids)
Biological process (GO): protein polyubiquitination; positive regulation of canonical Wnt signaling pathway
Cellular component (GO): nucleus; cytoplasm
Molecular function (GO): ubiquitin-ubiquitin ligase activity; zinc ion binding; ubiquitin binding
Source: RefSeq, a predicted model, not a curated record